Molecule: messenger RNA, 2283 nt
Organism: Vigna umbellata (rice bean)
Lineage: Eukaryota; Viridiplantae; Streptophyta; Magnoliopsida; Fabales; Fabaceae
Source: RefSeq, a predicted model, not a curated record
AUGUAUUUCCAGCGUUCAUCUUCUUCAUCAUCCUUGAGAAUGGGUUCUUCCCUCUCUGUGGAAAAUCCACACCAUAUUCUCAUCUCACCAAACGCCAUCUUUUCUGCAGGCUUUAUAGCCGUUGGUGAGAACGCAUAUUCAUUUGCAAUAUGGUUCACAGAGCCUCAUUUUCACAGCCCCAGCACUGUCACAUGGAUGGCAAACCGUGAUCAACCUGUCAAUGGAAAACGCUCCAAAAUUUCCCUCACAAACGAUGGCAACGUUGUCUUAGUUGAUGCUUCUUACAACACUGCUUGGUCUUCAAACACCGAUUCGUUAGACCCAGUAGAGUUGCAUCUCAGAGACGACGGUAAUCUAGUGUUACGCCAGCUUCAAGGAACCGUUCUGUGGCAAAGUUUCGAUUUUCCGACCGACACUCUCGUUCCUGGUCAGCCUCUUACCAGAUACACACAUCUUUUGUCUUCAAGAAGCCACACUAACCAUUCAUCUGGUUUCUACAAGCUGUAUUUCGGCGAUGAUAACAUUCUUCGUCUUCUAUAUGAUGGCCCUGAUGUUUCAAGCUCCUACUGGCCUAGUCCCUAUCGUGUAAGUUGGGAUGUUGGUAGAACUUUAUUCAAUAGCAGUAGAAUUGCUGUGUUGAAUUCUUUUGGGAGAAGGUUGAAACUGGACCCUGAUGGUAAUUUCCGAGUGUAUAGUCGAAAUAGUGUGUUAGAGAAGUGGUAUGUUUCGUGGCAAGCAAUUACUAAUGGCUGCCAGAUUCAUGGGGUUUGUGGAGCCAACAGCACGUGUGCUUAUGAUCACGAGAGGGGGAAAAAGUGUGAGUGUCUUCCAGGGUACAGAUGGAACAACCUCAGUGAUUGGUCUCAUGGGUGUAAGCCCAUGUUUGAUCUCACCUGCGAUCAGAAUGAGUCUACCUUCUUGGAGAUGCAGGGUGUGGAAUUUUACGGGUAUGAUUUUUAUUAUGUAGAAGUUAGUAAUUUUACGGCUUGUGAGAAACUGUGCUUGCAAAAUUGUAGUUGUGUAGGGUUUCAGCACUCCUAUACUGACAAAAAGGGCAUAGCCUUCAAGUGUUAUACCAAAACACAAUUGCUCAACGGAAGGCGUUUACCCAGAUUCACAGGAACAACAUACUUGAGAGUGACCAAAGGUUAUACGUUCUCUGUGAAAGAAUCUUCUACUGACAGUGCACAUGUUCUUCGAGUUUGUUCAGUUCAACUUCAAAGAGAUUAUGUAAAGUCACACGGAAGCCGUAUUGUGAUUGUUUUUCUGUGGUUUGCUUCCGCACUUGGAGCUUUUGAAAUGGUUUGUGCUUUCGUGAUUUGGUGCUUCCUAAUUAGAACCAACCGAAAGUCUAAUGCAGAUCAAAAGGGGUACCAUCUUACAGCAACGGGAUUCAGAAAAUUUAGCUACUCCGAGUUGAAAAAGGCUACAAAGGGGUUCAGUAAGGAGAUUGGAAGAGGUGGGGGAGGGGUUGUGUACGAAGGUAUUUUAUCAGAUGAAAGACAUGCAGCAAUUAAGAGACUGAAUGAAGCUAAACAAGGAGAAGGAGAAUUCCUUGCUGAAGUGAGCCUCAUUGGAAAGCUUAACCACAUGAACUUGAUUGAAAUGUGGGGAUAUUGUGCUGAGGGAAAGCAUAGGUUGUUGGUGUAUGAGUAUAUGGAGAAUGGUUCUUUGGCACAAAAUCUUUCAUCCAACUCCCUUGAUUGGAGUAUGAGAUACAACAUUGCAAUUGGAACUGCAAGAGUUCUAGCAUAUCUGCAUGAAGAAUGCUUGGAGUGGAUUUUGCACUGUGAUAUAAAGCCACAAAAUAUACUUUUAGAUUCCAAUUAUGAGCCAAAGUUAGCAGACUUUGGCUUGUCGAAGCUCCUCAACAGAAACAACCCCAACAAUCCAAGCAUCUCUAUGAUCAGAGGGACCAGAGGGUAUAUGGCACCAGAGUGGGUUCUUAACUUGCCAAUCACAUCCAAGGUGGAUGUUUAUAGUUAUGGAAUUGUUGUUUUGGAACUGGUAACUGGAAAAAGCACAAGUGUCCAAGAAAUUGAUGGUGGAGAGACAUAUGAUGGGAGGCUAGUGGCAUGGGUGAGAGAAAAAAGAAGCAACACCAACUCAGAUUGGGUGGAACAAAUAGUUGAACCUGCUAUUGGACCUGAUUAUGAUAGAAGUAAGAUGGAAAUGUUGGCAACAGUGGCUUUGAACUGUGUAAUGGAAGACAGAGAUUCAAGGCCUACCAUGAGCCAAGUAGUUGAGAUGCUUCAAGGUCAUGGAAGUGAAUCUGAUCAAUGA